UGAGGAACAGUGAAACCAUGAUCGCCAUGAUCCAACAGUGAUUGCCGUGUUUGCAGUGGUGUGAAUAUAAUAUAAAGUGAAUACAUCGAUUUAGAACGCGAAUAAAAAUGUCGACAAAAAAAAAUAAGAAAGCAGGUAAUUCGAAGGCUGCUAAAAAAGUCCAUGUCGAAAAAGAAUAUACUUACGACAUUAUUUUGUUUGUUGAACAAGACAAUGAGUUCAGUAAAAGCAAAAAGUCGAUUGAUAUUGUUCCUGGAAUUUGGGUUAAAUUUAAUAAAGCUAGAAAUUGUUUAGUAACUCGAUUUCUUCCACCUCCAUAUACUGAGGUUAAUCUUCGCGACUUUCAUAAAAUGGUUAAAAAUUGCUCACAACCGUUAGAAAUUUGGCCAGAAUAUGCUGUAGAAUUAAGAGGAGGUGCUGAUGUAUACUCAGAAGCAUUAAAAAGAAUGGAAUUUUUAAAAACCACUAAAGAAUACGCAUACACCACAGACAUAGAAAAAACUGCAGAAACGAUAGCAGAUGAAUUAACAAAGAAAAAAAUGAAAUAUAAGAGAAGUAAAACUGAUUCUGAUACUCAGGAAAAAUUACUAAGAUCAGCACCUACAUUAAAUAAUCAGAAGGAACUUUUGAGUAAAGACAUAAAUGAAAAUCAAUCGUCGCUUCAUUUGUCAAAAGAAUUAAAUGUUGAUGAUAGUUUAAAUUUUCAGGACAUGUCGAUAUCGAUUGAACAUAGUGUAUCUAAUGAUUCUCUAAUGUCAGUUGAUGAAAGAGAUAGUCUUUUAGAGAAAAACAUACAUUCAACGUUACAAAAUGACGAAAAUGAAGAUAAAUUAGGUUCAAAUAAUACUCAAAAAAAAAAUGAUGAUGCUUUUGCAAAGAAAAGUACUGUAAAUUUGAACGCGUUCGCUUUUAAUCCGGAGACAACCGAAGAGGAACGGGAUAAUCCUAUAUUACUUUUUGAACGAAUUGUAAAAGCCAUUCAUUUAUUGUACCUUGAACAAAACGAGCUCAAAAGGCUGAUUAUUGACUUAACUCCUGUAAAUGCUAACCAACCUUUACAAAAAUCAUUACCCGAACUAUUGGAGGAAAAAUAUUGUUUGUAUAUACCAGUCAAAACUAUGGAAGAAUUUGAGAAAUUAAACCAGUUGAUUCUUCUCGAGAAACCAUUUCGGAAAGAAUUUAAGUCUUCAGUGUUAGUUUUACUGAACAAAGAUAAUGUUUUGUCGAGAAGUUUGAGAAAUGUUUUAAAACAAUUCAUCUCCCGAGAUGUAAUCAUCAAUUACACAGCUCAAAAACAAGUAGAAAAUAAAGCCAUAUUCAAAAGUACAGAAUUUUGCAAAGUGUUAAAAGCUGUUUUGUUUGCGAAAUAUAAUUCCGCGACAAACAUACAAAUUGAUGAGCAAAAAUUUUACAAGGAGCUUGGAAGUACGAUUUCCAACGCAGUGGAUUGGGACGGAUUCCGUGCUUUCAGGAAACAAAAAAAAAGUGUUGGUAACACUUAGAAAGAGGAGUAACAUUCAGAAUUUACGUAUCUUACCGUUUCGUUUGAAUAUUUAUAAAUUUUAAAUUAAAAUAUGUUAAAUAUUUUAUCAUUUAAAUAUUUAAAAAACUUUUGUUAAUAUUGUUCUAACAAAUGUUGUAUUAAAAUUAUCAAGAAUAUGUUUAUUUUUAAAGAAUUUUAAAUUGUAAUAAAAUUAAUACCAAAUGUACUAAA
This is a messenger RNA of Leptopilina boulardi, 1714 nucleotides long. RefSeq lists its product as uncharacterized. NCBI's taxonomy places the organism in Eukaryota, Metazoa, Arthropoda, Insecta, Hymenoptera, Figitidae. The record is from RefSeq and is a predicted model, not a curated record. The transcript has 7 exons. The coding region runs from base 108 to 1502 and encodes 464 amino acids.